AUGUCGUCCCCGCUUGUCGCAUUCAUCAUUGGCGCUGGGUCCAAUGUCGGCGGCUCUGUCGCCGCCCUCUUGAAAGAGAAGGGUUAUGCUGUCGCGCUUGGGUCUCGUAACCCCGACACCCAGAAGGUCAAGCAAGACGGAUACUACCCGGUAAAGAUCGACGCGACUGAGAAAGACAGCAUCAAAGCCGCUUUCGCAGCCGUCAACACCGAUCUUGGCCCGCCCAAUGUUGUUGUGUACAACGCUGCUUUCCAUCAGUCACCGACUGAUGCUUCUGACCCCUCGACAUUGCCGCUCGAUGCUUUCGAUAAGGGCGCGUCAAUUGGAAGCAAUGUGUUCGUCGCGAUCCAAGAGGCGUUAGUUGGAUUCCGGUCAAGCAAACAUGAGAACAACCCGAAGGCCUUCAUCGUCACCGGCAACAGGCUUCCAACAGUCAAGGCCCCGACGCCCGGCUAUUUGGCCUUAGAUCUUCAGAAGGUCAUCGAGCAGCGAAUUAUCGGCCAAUUCGCCCGCGCCGACAGGAUCGGUAUACAAUUCGCUUUCGCGUUCUUGGUUUCAGAGAGUGGCGAAGCCCCGCCGUAUGAUGUUUUCCUAAAGAGCGGUCCUACGCACGCAAAGGUUUACUGGGAAUUGAUUAAUCGGAAGGAAGGUCCUUGGGACUACAGGUUCACACCGGAUGGAAAGAAGCUGGCCGGAUACGAGUCCCUAUGA
Messenger RNA from Pleurotus ostreatus (oyster mushroom), 711 nucleotides. RefSeq lists its product as uncharacterized. The record is from RefSeq and is a predicted model, not a curated record. Lineage: Eukaryota; Fungi; Basidiomycota; Agaricomycetes; Agaricales; Pleurotaceae. Bases 1 to 711 code for a protein of 236 amino acids. The transcript is spliced from 4 exons.